Messenger RNA from Dentiscutata erythropus, 387 nucleotides. The record is from the annotation of a GenBank genome assembly. NCBI's taxonomy places the organism in Eukaryota, Fungi, Glomeromycota, Glomeromycetes, Diversisporales, Gigasporaceae.
AUCGAAGCUCUCUUACCUGAGUCCUACGAUCAAGCUAAGCAAGUAGCUUUGAUGGUGGAAGCACGAAUAAAAGGCAUGAAAAAGGAAGAAGAGAAUGCAGUUAGUAAUACAGAUAAUAAUGAAUCGAGUGAAACGGGAAAGAACGAAACUAAGGACUUCCCGGGUAAAUGGUUUGUAAAAGAUGAAAAGAAUGAAUAUAAAGAUGUGGGUCAAGAUGUUGGUGGUGGAGAACGAUAUGUUGAUUACUGUUAUGAAAAUCGAAUUGGAGCAGUGAGUGAUGAAAGAUCUGGUAAAGGUAAAAAUAGGACAAAUGGUUCGAAGAAAGGAUUAAUUGAGUUAGUAAGGUCAAGAGAAGUUAUUAUAUUGAAGAGGACAGCGUUUGAGUAA